Messenger RNA from Phaethon lepturus (White-tailed tropicbird), 1567 nucleotides. It is a transcript of the gene SHC4, whose product is annotated as SHC (Src homology 2 domain containing) family, member 4. The record is from RefSeq and is a predicted model, not a curated record. Gene Ontology annotation, molecular function: receptor tyrosine kinase binding. Gene Ontology annotation, biological process: cell surface receptor protein tyrosine kinase signaling pathway. The annotation marks the transcript as partial. Gene Ontology annotation, cellular component: plasma membrane. NCBI's taxonomy places the organism in Eukaryota, Metazoa, Chordata, Aves, Phaethontiformes, Phaethontidae. The transcript is spliced from 7 exons.
GAUACAACAGACUACGUUGCCUAUGUAGCAAAAGAUCCUGUUAAUCAGAGAGCAUGCCACAUACUGGAAUGUCCCAAUGGGAUGGCACAGGAGGUGAUAAACACCAUAGGGCAGGCUUUUGAGCUCCGGUUCAAACAGUACCUGAGGAACCCAUCUAGCCUCGUUACGUCUAAUGAAAGUGAGGCAGCAAAUGCUAAUGCGUCAGCUGGGAAUUCACAGGAGAAGGAGGAUCAUGAAUAUUACAAUGAAAUUCCAGCGAAAGAGCCUCCCACUGGUGGAGUGUUAGACAUGCGAAUGAAAAUGCAAACAGACCAAAGGGCUAACUGUCUUAUACAAUCCAAAAAACAGUAUUGCUUGACAGGCAGCCCGACAUUCAUCAAUAUAUAUGAAAAUUGUCCAGAAGAAAACAAAACCAUGGGUAACUGUGGUGAAAGAUCACAGAAGACAAAAAAAGAGGCAACACUAUUGAAGGCUGCCUACAAAACAGAUCUUUUUGAUGAUCCGUGUUACAUCAACACACAGACGCUGCAGUCUGCAGUCUGUACAGCCCGCGGUACAGCAACAACACAGAUCCAUGGGAGCCCGCUGCGUCAGGCCAAGUUACCAGAAGCUGUUCAGCAGAGUGCCACAAGCAACACAGCUGGUCUUUGUGUUCUGCCACAAAUAAAGCAACAGCUAAAGAAUGAAGACUGUUACCAUGGCAAAUUAAACAGGAAAGCAGCAGAGAGCCUCUUAGUCAAUGAUGGGGAUUUUCUGGUGCGAGAGAGCACAACGUCACCUGGUCAGUACGUCCUCAGUGGACUUCAGGGAGGGCAAGCAAAGCAUCUGCUCUUGGUGGAUCCUGAGGGCAAGGUGAGAACCAAAGACCAUAUAUUUGAUAGCGUGGGUCAUCUUAUUCAGUAUCACAUGGAAAAUAAUUUGCCAAUCAUCUCUUCUGGAAGUGAAGUGAGCUUGAAGCAGCCUGUAAGGAAAGAAAGUAAUGUGGGACACAUGCAAUAUCACAAAUAAUCCCUUGGAUCUCACAAAUCCCAAGACAAUUCAUGUCUGAAACCUGAAAACUCUGUACCGAGAACUUUCUAUUAUGAAGACAAUUCAAAAAAGUAUAGACUGCACUUUCUGCUGCUGUUCCAGAAGCUACCCUUUUGUGUGUAUAUGUAUGAAUAUAUGUAUAUGUGUAUAUCUAUGUAGAUCUAUAGAGAUCAACAAGCAUAGUUAUAUAGAUAUAUAUAAUCUUAACGAAAUUACACCUUCAGAGUGUGAGAUUCAUUUGUGAGAAGGUAUUUUAGACAUGCACAAAUGUCACUUUUGAGGUCAUACUGAAUCAGUAACUAUUUAAAAGCACAAUGAAACCUCUACAUGCAAAAGCUCACUUGAACUAACUGCUGGAACAUUAGUAUGUGCCUUUUAGCAUAGAAAUAUUGGAAACCAAUAUUAUUUAUACUGAAUUAGUUUUGGGUGGUUAAACAAACAUGUCUAAGCUUUUAACUAUUUGCCAAAACAAAUACAAUUUGAAUAUUACUAAAAAAUGUCAUCUGCUUUCAAUAGACACUAACAAUUUCAUUUUGCU